Durusdinium trenchii is the source of this 2271-nucleotide messenger RNA. The record is from the annotation of a GenBank genome assembly. Lineage: Eukaryota; Dinophyceae; Suessiales; Symbiodiniaceae.
UGUUUAGCUCUUUCUUUCACCCCCUCUGAGCUCUUCUUUGAGAAGCUCCGGAUCCAUCCGACCAUGGCGUUGAAUGCCGAAUAUCGAGGUCUGGUGGCGCACUCCUCCCCUCAUGCAGUGACGAGGGCCAGGCCAUGGCCUAGCGAGGCCAAGGCUCCUGUUCAUGCCAAGCGAGGUUUGGCAUGGGCCGGCUUUCAGGGCCUGCUGCCACUUUGCUUCGUGCUACCACGGAGAAGGCGGCGGAUGUCGCGGUCCUCUUCGUGCUCUCUUCGUGCGCUCCGCACCGGUCAGCCGCUACCAACCUCCUUGCCUUUGGCUGAGACCGACCCCUGGCGUUUGGCCGUCCCUGCGUUGAUUGCCAGCUUGGUGAGCUUGGCCAUUUACCCCUCCGUGUCACUGGCGGUAGCAUCACUGCUGGACGAAGUGGCCUUGGGAGUGAUCAAAGGAGAUGUCUCGCAGUUUAUGCAAAACUUCUUCAACUUCAACACCUUGCUCUUCUCCUUCUUUGUCUCACAGACCUAUGCGUCUUUGUACGCGCAGCAGGAGAGCUUGUACAUGGCUUUGUUCUCGGAGAUCUCUGAGGCGAGAUCGCUUCUGGAGCAGCUGACCUUGGUGUCGCAGAACAGGCCCAGCUAUCGGUCCAUGCUAGAAAGCAUGAAUGCCUACAUCUCAGAGCUCAUUCUGGGAGUUCGGCUUGGCUGUCCACCCGCUGUGCUUGUGGCAGCAAAGCCUGCCAACGAUCCUCUAGAGAACAUCCUCUAUGCCACCAGCGUUGGGGUUCCCUCCGUGGUCUAUGACACUGUGCGGAGCUUGCGACAGGCUCGUGGGGUGAGAUUGGGUGCCACCCAGCGAAAAUUUCCCUUGGAGCACUUCAUCUUGCUGAAUGUUUUGGGCGCUUUGGAGCUCUUGGUCUUUCCGUUGCUGGGCGCGGGUAUUUCUGGCUAUGAACCCGAUGCAGCUUCACCUGGUCACGUGCUUUGGGUUCAGUCGGUGGUCUUCGCGCUCUUGGCUGGAGGGGUGGUGCUUGCACUCCAGGUGGUGCAGGACCUCCGGACACCCACCUGCGGGCUUUACAAUUUGAACGAAGCCCUCGAUGAGAUGGUGGAAGGCAUUCGAGGUGAACUGCAACGACGUUUGGAUGCAGCGCCACAGGCAACUUCGAGUGAUUCGAGCAUUGAGCCCAUGAAGGUUUCCAAUUGUGAUGAAUGCGAGAACAAGUGGGACAAUGAGGCAUGGCCCUCGUUGCAACCCCGUGGCGAACAGGACGGCGGGUUUCUCCGGCUGGGGAAGUGUGCAGCUGUGGGUCUCCUGGCUGCACUGCUCUUUGUGCCGAUCGCCUCUCUCAUGGAGUCCUCCUUCUCGGGCCCUGCUCUGCAAGCGAUUCGGGAGGACAACAAUGCGCAGUGGCUUCAAAACUGCUUCACAGGGGUAGGCUUGGUUUUCUCGCUCUUCGCGGCCCAGACUUUCAGCUUCCUCUACUCCCAGCAGGAAGCCAUCUACUUGGCACUCUACUCGGAGGUCUCGGAAGCGAAGGCCUUGCUGGAGCAAUUGGCCUUGGUUUGCAAGGGCAGGCCCACCUUGUCCGAGGCUCUUCAAGGUCUUCAACGCUAUGUGCGUGAAGACCUGAGGCGCCUGGACUGCAACCCUGCAAGGCUCCUCUCAGGGAGAGUCCACACAGAUGCCGGUCGCAGCGAUCCCUUGGAACAAGUGCUCUACUUCACCUCAGUGGGCGUGCCCUCCUACGUCUACGACACGGUGAAGUCCCUGCGCAGCGCUCGCGGAGAUCGCCUGGGCGCCACUCAGCGGAAGCUGCCCCUGCUGCACUUCGUGGUGCUCGCCAUCCUGUCCGUCGUGGAGCUCUUGGUCUUCCCUGUGCUAGCUGCAGGUUGCGCCAACCUGGACUCCACUGGCAGCAUUGCUGCCUUGCCGGGGCACAUUCUCUUCUUUCAGGCAACGCUGUUUGGGCUGAUGGCGACUGCCAUCACGCUCACAUUCGUGGUGCUUUAUGACCUGUGGCGCCCCAUCGGGGAUAGCUACAACUUCGAGACGAUUCUGCAAGAGAUGGUGUCCGGCAUGGAAGAGGAGCUGGAGGUCCGUUUGAUCCAAUGCCAGCAACAGGACAUUGAGGCUGAGGUGCCGUCUGGCGUUGUUUGAGCUCGCGCAGAGCCAGUAAAUGAAUCGCUUGAAAAGGUGCAUGUGGAGAUAUCGACAUGACAUGGCCAUCUGUGAUUGCGAGACCCUUGCCACAGCAUUGCACUAACUAAAACAAAG